Messenger RNA from Ctenopharyngodon idella (grass carp), 765 nucleotides. RefSeq names its product adipogenesis associated, Mth938 domain containing (gene aamdc). Gene Ontology annotation, cellular component: cytoplasm. Gene Ontology annotation, biological process: positive regulation of fat cell differentiation. NCBI's taxonomy places the organism in Eukaryota, Metazoa, Chordata, Actinopteri, Cypriniformes, Xenocyprididae. The transcript is spliced from 4 exons. Bases 121 to 489 code for a protein of 122 amino acids. The record is from RefSeq and is a predicted model, not a curated record.
CCAAUCCGCGUAAACGGCUGAAGCGUACGCCAGUGACGUACGUUGUGGGUGUGUCCCGCCGUCACAUGAAGAGAAACACAACACAAGAAAGAUUGAGUUGCAGGCCGAGGAAAGCUGAUCAUGUCUUCUCCAGAGAUUGCUUCCUUAUCCUGGGGCCACAUGAAGGUCAAAGGUUGCUCCUCAUCCUAUAAAGACUGUAAAGUGUGGCCGGGUGGCAGCCGUGCCUGGGACUGGCGAGAAACCGGCACAGAUCAUUAUCCAGGUGUCCAGCCAGCUGAUCUGGAAGAGGUCCUGAGGAAAGGGGUGCAGACGCUGGUCAUAGGAAGAGGGAUGAAUGAAGCUCUACAGGUGCCUCCUUCCACCCUAGAUUAUGUGAAGAAGCAGGGUGUAGACGUCAGGGUGUUCCAGACCGAGCAGGCUGUUAAAGAAUAUAACGCUCUGGCAGGACAGGGAGCUAAAGUGGGCGGGGUUUUCCACUCCACCUGCUGAUGACAUCAUUUACACAACCAGCUAAUUAAUUUAAUGCUGUGUUAAAAGUGCCUUACACUUCAAAUUAACAUUGUCGUCUUACAAGAUACUUAAUUUGCACUCUGGGCUAAUGGAGGAAAUCGUUUUCGUUCCUUUAGUGAAAACGUUAUUUGCUUUAUAAUCAUUAAAUGUCUGUUCUUUGCAUGUAGGCUGUGAAAAUACCCCAUUAUCACACGCACCAGUGAUACAAAUGAACAAAAAACAAUUUAUUUAAGAUAAAACAUAAUAAUGAAAACA